AUUCGCUGCCACUUAAUCAGCUGCCAGCACUUCACGUUGAGGUGAAGGAGCAGAGAAGUUUUGUCUAUGACCGAACGUAGUUUAACUCCGCGUCUGAACGUUGUACCCAUUUGCAACUGUUCAGAGCUAUUCUUCCUGUGUGGGAGAUGGGGAAACUUGCCAUCUUAGUGGAGUACAGCUUGACAGUUUGGUCAGUUAUUGGAGGGGGGAGUGGUAAGCUGGUGGAGGUAAGUUUCCCGUUUCCCAGUUGGCUCCAGCUGCAGCCCGCCCCGCUGCCCGCCGGCUGCGGUGGGAUGCCCGCGCUGCAGUGGGACCAGUGACAGAAGCUGUUCUUUAGAAUUUUCAGGAUGGCUGUUUUCUGCGUCAGGAUGAGGCAGUCCUGCUGGGCAGAGCCAACGCCAAGAGCGAAGGUAAGGUAAUGUUUAUUCAAUGAGAAUGCUUAGACAGCUGGGCAGCUCGUAGCAUCUGCUGCAGUAAUAGUCGCAGGAAUUCCUUGUUUCCAUUCGAUCGUUUUACGUUUGUACUGCAGCUUUCUUGUUUUGUAAAUAACUUUGUGCUGGAUUCUUUUCAUUAAAUUAGCUUGAAUUCAAGUAGUAUGUGCUUAUAUGUAAAUGUGAAUUCCGUGUGACUUCUUCCCUUUUCAAAAUUCUUUAAUCUGCUCUUUCCUCUUUCUUUCUUCUGGAAAAAAAAAAAAAAAAAAAAAAAAAGGGGUUUAAUGUCUGGUCUCUAUUUCAUCAUGGGAGAUGCUGAUUCUAUAAAACAGUGCUGAAAAAAAAUGCACUAAAAAGUUUUGGGAGGAAUGAGACCCCAGGAAACAUCUGCUAUCUUUAUACAUCCUCUCUUGGAGACCUUCAGCAAUGCUGUGGUGUGCGAGAAAAGGCUUGCAGUCUGCGACCAUGCUGAGUUACAGCUCGUGAGGAAAAGGGGGAUUUUCACCCCAGUGCUCAGUGACUCGGUUGCAUAUGUUGGAUUGAAUACUGGAAAAAAAGAAGUCAGUAAUCUUCUUAGUAACUGCAAACCAACUGUAUGCAGUUGUCGUCCAAACAGUGGAUGUAAAACUAAAUCCGAGUAAGGAGAAAGUUGGAGUGCAAUAGGUCUGUGAAUGUGAGCUCCUCACAUUUGUGCAGGGAUCGAUAUGUAAAUUUUCUCAGUUGCCAUUCUAGAAACCAAUGGACAUCUGGCUUUAAUUCACACCUGUGAAAACGAAAGAGCAAAAUUAUUUCCAGCAUGUUUCCUUGGUUCUGACACGCAGAAUUAUUUUCCUCAGAACAGAUGAGUUUGAUCUCCAUUUUUUUCCUGUUAUUUGGUGCUGGGCUAUAGCUUUCAAUACCUUUGCUGAAAUAGUGGGGUUUUGUUUUUUCCAUCUCUCUUCAAACUAUAAAACUAUGCAGAACUCUUAUUUACAAAACGUGAUUUAGUCAAGAGGACUUCAAAGGACUGUGAUGAAAAAGGCUUCUCACAUAUUUUCUUUGGUCUAAAAUUUUUUUGGGUUGCUUUCCAUUGUGGGCAAAGGUAAUUCUGCUCUGUAGUAGCAUAUCAAAAGCACCACUAUCUUAAAGCAUCUUGUUGAAAAGCUGUCUAGGAGAGCUCAUUUUGUUACCCACGAAGCCUUACAGUAGCAUACAUUUUAAAGCAGAUUUCAGAAUUUGUGCAGCCUCGGAAGCCUCUCCUGUUGGCACCUGCAAAUUUGACUUCCUUUGGACUUCAUGAAAACACGCUGUGCUGUUCUUGUAUUUUAUAAUUGUGUAUAGUUCCAAUUAUAGUUUAUGUUAGAGGCUAAAACUGUUAAACAUUAACCCUUCAUAAUUAUCUUGUAUGUGCAGAUUGUAUAUUUAUACAAUUCUCUACCUGUUGUACCGUGUUUGUGAGAUGUUACCGUUUAAGAUGAUGCUUUAUUUCAAAUAAAAACCUCUUGUUUCUCAGUCAAUAGUAUUUAAUAUUGCUGAUGACUGUGAGUUGUAUGAUGUUACAUUGUGCCGUUGGACCACAGAGAGCUCGAGGUGGGAAUUGGUGGUUCUGGGGGCUGCGUUCUUUCUGCAGGUCAUGUUUGCAAUGUGAUUCCUGAGGUAAAGUGUUCAUGUUUUGGGGGGGAAAGGGUACGGGGGAGGGAUUGAGUGGUUAAUUUGUUUUCUUUUCCUUUUUUAUUUUCCCUGCCCCAAUGAUUUGUGGCGUUGCGUACCUUGUGCUUUCUGCUUGUUUUUUUCUUUACGAUUAAACUGCUGAUGUUUAUUUCCAGGAAUGUUUUGCAAAUGUCCUUCUCACUCUUCCCCUCCACAACUGUAGGCGUUCGUUGUGAAACAUCUUUUGGAGUACACCCAACAGAGUGAGUCCAACCUGCAGUACAGCUUGUUUUUAGUUUUUGGCAUCUUUAUGACGGAAGUAGUGCGGUCUUGGUCCCUCGCGCUAACGUGGGCCUUGAACUACCGCACGGGGGUGAGACUGCGAGGGGCUGUCCUGACGAUGGCGUUUAAGAAGAUCCUCAAGCUGAAGAACAUCAAGGAGAAGUCUCUUGGCGAGCUCAUUAAUGUGUGCUCCAAUGACGGCCAAAGGAUGUUUGAAGCUGCAGCAGUUGGCAGUUUGUUGGCUGGGGGCCCUAUCGUGGCCAUUCUAGGAAUGGUUUACAAUGUAAUUAUUCUGGGCCCGACGGGCUUCUUGGGCUCUGCCGUCUUCAUCCUUUUCUACCCAGCAAUGAUGUUUGUAUCACGCCUCACUGCUUAUUUCAGAAGAAAAUGUGUAUCAACAACAGAUGAACGUGUACAGAAGAUGAACGAAGUUCUUAAUUACAUAAAGUUCAUUAAAAUGUAUGCCUGGGUCAAACCGUUUUCUCAGAAUGUUCAAAAAAUUCGUGAGGAAGAGCGUAAAAUCUUGGAGCGUGCGGGCUACUUCCAGAGCAUCACUGUGGGAGUGGCUCCCAUAGUUGUAGUCAUUGCCAGCGUGGUGACCUUUUCUGUCCAUAUGAUACUUGGCUAUGAUCUUACAGCAGCUCAGGCAUUCACAGUGGUCACUGUCUUUAAUUCGAUGACUUUUGCUCUAAAAGUAACACCUUUCUCAGUGAAGUCUCUAUCUGAGGCAUCUGUUUCUGUUGACAGAUUUAAGAGUUUAUUUCUAAUGGAAGAGGUUCAUAUGAUAAAGAAAAAACCAGCCAAUCCUCACACCGCGAUAGAGGUGAAAAAUGCUACCUUGGCUUGGGACUUCUCCCACGCCAGCGUCCAGAGCUCACCAAAGUUGACUCCCAAAGUGAAAAAAGACAAGAAAGUAACCAAGGGCAAGAAAGAGAAAAUGAAGCUGCAGAAUGAGGGACAGCAAGCUGUGCUGGCAGAACAGAAGGGCCAUCUUCUAGUGGACAGUGAUGACCAUCCUAGCCCCGAGGAGGAGAACAGAAUCAUCCACCUGGUUAACCUUCGGCUUCAGAGGACUCUGUACAACAUUGACUUGGAGAUAGAAAAGGGAAGACUUGUUGGAAUCUGUGGCAGUGUGGGGAGUGGAAAAACUUCACUUAUUUCAGCAAUUUUAGGGCAGAUGACCCUUUUGGAGGGUAGCAUUGCAGUAAGUGGAACAUUUGCAUAUGUGGCCCAGCAGGCCUGGAUUCUCAAUGCCACGCUUCGGGACAACAUCCUGUUUGGCAAAGACUACGAUGAAGAAAGAUAUAAUACUGUGUUGAAUGGUUGCUGUCUAAGACCUGACCUAGCCAUCCUUCCAAAUGGGGACCUGACAGAGAUCGGGGAGCGAGGGGCGAAUCUGAGCGGAGGACAGCGUCAGAGAAUCAGUCUGGCCCGAGCCCUGUACAGUGACAGGGACAUCUACAUCCUUGAUGAUCCCCUUAGUGCCUUAGAUGCUCAUGUUGGAAAUCACAUUUUUAACAGUGCAAUAAGGAAGCACUUGAAGUCAAAGACUGUCCUUUUCAUCACUCAUCAGCUUCAGUAUCUUGUUGACUGUGAUGAAGUGAUCUUCAUGAAAGAAGGUUGCAUCACUGAACGAGGAAGUCACGAGGAAUUAAUGAAUUUAAGUGGGGACUAUGCAACCAUUUUUAAUAACCUACAACUGGGAGAAACACCACAUAUUGAGAUUAACAUAAAGAAGAACACAAACAGUUCACUGAAAAGACCCCAGGAUAAAGGCACCAAAGCGGGCUCUGUGAAGAAGGAGAAGGUUGUGAAGAAGGAAGAGGGCCAACUGGUUCAGUUGGAAGAGAAAGGCAAAGGCUCUGUCCCCUGGUCUGUUUAUGGCAUCUACAUUCAGGCAGCCGGAGGCCCCUUUGCAUUCCUUGUGAUAAUGGCACUGUUUGUGCUGAAUGUGGGCAGCACGGCUUUCAGCAACUGGUGGCUGAGUUUCUGGAUCAAGCAAGGCAGCGGAAACACCACUGUGACUUUGGGAAAUGACACGGUCAUAAGUAACAGCAUGAAAGAUAACCCCCACAUGCACUACUAUGCUGGCAUCUAUGCGCUGUCUAUGGCAGUGAUGUUGAUUCUGAAAGCUGUUCGUGGUGUUGUUUUUGUGAAGGGAACUCUCAGAGCAUCCUCGAGGCUCCACGAUGAGCUCUUCAGGCGGAUUCUGCGUAGCCCCAUGAAGUUCUUCGACACUACGCCUACUGGACGGAUUCUCAACAGGUUUUCCAAAGACAUGGAUGAAGUGGAUGUUCGUUUGCCAUUUCAAGCAGAAAUGUUCAUCCAGAACGUUAUCCUUGUGUUCUUCUGUGUGGGGGUGAUUUCUGGGGUGUUCCCUUGGUUCCUGGUGGCAGUGGGUCCCCUCAUCGUCCUGUUCAUGGUUCUGCAUGCUGUGUCUAGAGUCUUUAUUCGAGAGCUCAAGCGUCUGGAUAACAUCACGCAGUCUCCGUUCCUGUCUCACAUUACAUCCAGCAUACAGGGGCUCUCCACGAUCCAUGCAUACCACAAAGGACAGGAAUUCCUGCACAGGUAUCAGGAGCUCCUUGAUGACAAUCAGGCACCAUUUUACCUGUUCAGCUGUGCAAUGCGCUGGCUGGCUGUACGGCUGGACAUUAUCAGCAUUGCUCUUAUCACAACCACUGGCCUUAUGAUUGUUCUGAUGCAUGGCCAGAUUCCUCCAGCCUAUGCUGGACUGGCUAUCUCGUAUGCUGUGCAAUUAACAGGGUUAUUCCAGUUUACAGUCAGACUUGCUUCAGAAACAGAAGCUCGCUUCACGUCAGUGGAGAGGAUCGAUCACUACAUCAAGACUCUUUCCCUGGAAGCUCCUGCUCGAAUUAAGAACAAAGCUCCCCCUCUGGACUGGCCGCAGGAAGGUGAAGUUGUUUUUGAAAACGCCGAGAUGCGGUACCGAGAAAAUCUCCCUCUGGUGCUUAAAAAAGUGUCCUUUACCAUCAAACCCAAGGAAAAGAUUGGCAUUGUGGGAAGGACCGGCUCGGGGAAGUCUUCCCUUGGAAUGGCACUCUUUCGUUUGGUUGAACUGUCUGGAGGCUGCAUUAAAAUUGAUGGAGUGAAAAUAAACGACAUUGGUUUGGCAGAUCUUCGCAGCAAACUCUCAAUAAUCCCUCAGGAACCGGUGCUGUUCAGUGGCACUGUAAGAUCAAACUUGGAUCCUUUCAAUCAAUACAGUGAGGAGCAAAUCUGGGUUGCUUUGGAGAGGACUCACAUGAAGGAGUGUGUUGCCCAGCUGCCUAUGAAACUUGACUCAGAAGUAAUGGAAAAUGGGGAAAACUUUUCAGUUGGAGAGAGGCAGUUACUGUGCAUAGCUCGAGCUCUGCUGCGUCGCUGCAAGAUUUUGAUACUGGAUGAAGCAACAGCUGCUAUGGACACAGAGACUGACUUGCUGAUUCAGGAGACCAUCAGAGAGGCAUUUGCAGACUGCACGAUGUUAACAAUUGCUCAUCGCCUGCAUACUGUACUGGGUUCCGAUCGGAUCAUGGUGCUAACACAAGGACAGGUGGUGGAAUUCGACACGCCAUCUGCCCUCCUGGCCAAUGAGAACUCGCGCUUCUAUGCUAUGUUUGCUGCUGCAGAGAACAAGGUCGCUGUCAAGGGCUAAAAUUCAGGGCAAAGUCACUUUAAUUUGGGAGAGCUGCACUCCCUGCCUGUGGCAGGCCAGCUCUCCCUCCUCCUCCAAGCAGAUUAUUGCCUUUUCAUCUUUUAUUUUUUAGCACAGUAUGUCAAGCCAGAGAGUUUUUAAACCCGUGUCAGAAGAAUUCUUCAUGUUUUUAUUAUUGUAUUUAUUCCAUAAUCAUAUUACUAAUUUUUUGGUUAUUAAAUGCACUCUACGAAUGGCUCAGGGAGCCAUAGUUAUAAAUGUAUCAGAGGCCUAUAAUGAAGCUUUAUACAUGUAGCUAUAUCUAUACAUAAUUCUGUAUAUAGCCUAUAUUUACAGUGGAAAUGUAAGCUGUUUAUUUUAUAUUAAAAUAAGCACUGUAUUAAUAACAGUGCAUAUUCUUUUCUAUCAUUUUUGUACAGUUUAUGGUACCCGAGAUCUGGCUUUGUUAUCAGGCUGUAUCAGACACCAUUUUGUCUCCUACAGCGUCUUUUCCUAGUGCCAGAUUUUCUGCGUGUCUGAGUGGAAGUGAAGCUUUGCAAUAGUGUCCUUUAUUGUCACAUUGUUGUCUAGCACAGGGGAGAAGAGCACUGUGGUGUAACUCUAUAGCAUUGUAAUUUAUCAGAGCUGUUUGGAGCAUCGCUCAUGUUCACACGGCAGCGGCUGCUGCUUGCCAUAACGCUUUCCCAAAGCAGGGUUUUUAGUGAUCUCCUGACUGGAGAACCACUUCUGGGUCACGUUAAGGCCUCAUUUUCUCAGUGUCUCGAUGCAGUAUUUCUGACUGUGUCAGCAGGGUUUAUGCUCUUUCUGCUUCGCUGAUCUAACACAACCAGAAUGUAACUGUUUAUGGAAUGAUGUGUAACAAAUUAAUCGUAAGGUUCAAACCAUCACCCUGUAUGCUGGCAGGAAAGCCUUUUCCAAGUUGCUCCGACUGACUGACUCCUUUAUCUUGAAGCUGCUAACACCCCUCAGAGGUUUAGGUUGGCUUUCACUGGCAUGAGUAACACUAACUCUUUGUUCCGCUCACGUAUACUAAGGUCAAACAACAUCAAUGUUUCCUGUUUCUUUAUUGCACACUUGUUAAGGAAACAGUCCCCCACUCCACGUCUCCGGGAACUUCCGACGGGUUCCUGCUGAUCAGGAUGUAACACUGGUGUAGGAUGUUGUUUUCUUACUGUGAAGAGACCUACCUCAGGUUACUAGGUCCUGUGUAGUGCGUUGCCAUGAUCACUGUACGCCAUCCCUGUCCGACGGACCUGCGGCCCGCGGGGCACGGUGGCUCCUAUAAUAGCCGUGACUUAUGGAAUGGUCAGCGUUGCAUGUCUCUGUCAACUUGGGCAUUUUGUAGCCUUAGCAUGUUUGCAGAAUGUCUCGCCGAGGCAAAAAUCUGAAAAGUAAAUAAAACUAUUUUGGGUUUUGUAAA
Messenger RNA from Tympanuchus pallidicinctus (lesser prairie-chicken), 7420 nucleotides. It is a transcript of the gene ABCC5, whose product is annotated as ATP binding cassette subfamily C member 5. Gene Ontology annotation, molecular function: ATP hydrolysis activity; ATP binding; ABC-type transporter activity. NCBI's taxonomy places the organism in Eukaryota, Metazoa, Chordata, Aves, Galliformes, Phasianidae. The record is from RefSeq and is a predicted model, not a curated record. Gene Ontology annotation, biological process: transmembrane transport. The transcript is spliced from 26 exons. The coding region runs from base 2371 to 6000 and encodes 1209 amino acids. Gene Ontology annotation, cellular component: membrane.